Molecule: messenger RNA, 1435 nt
Organism: Prionailurus viverrinus (fishing cat)
Lineage: Eukaryota; Metazoa; Chordata; Mammalia; Carnivora; Felidae
Gene: SNX21
Product: sorting nexin family member 21
Exons: 5
Coding region: 1-1434 (477 amino acids)
Biological process (GO): protein transport
Cellular component (GO): early endosome membrane
Molecular function (GO): phosphatidylinositol phosphate binding; protein binding
Source: RefSeq, a predicted model, not a curated record
AUGUUUGCUCCAAGAUGGCAUAAUGACUUUGGAAAGUUAAGAGUGCUGGGUGGAGAUUGUGGGACAGAUUGGGGCCAACCGGGACUGACGGGAUCUUCGGGACGAGCGGGAGGUUUCACUGAGGGCGUGAGCCCCCUUAGAUUGGGUAGGAUCCCGCAGGAGUCUCGGGUUCGCCCAGGCCUACCCAGGAUUCCCAAGUCCCUCCCGGAGCGAAAGGCCCGGGAUUCCCGGGAGGCUCCGGGGAGCGGGCGGGGCCGGGGGCGGGGCGGCGGCAGGAAGCGGCCGGAGCGGCGCUCGGAGCGGCCUGAGCCCGGGGAAGCCCGGCCGGCCUCGGGUGCCAUGGCCUCACGGCUCCUGCACCGGCUGCGGCACGCCCUGGCCGGCGACAGCCCGGGGGAGGCGGCGGCCGGCCCGGAGGCCGAGCAGUUCCCGGAGAGCUCGGAGCUAGAGGACGACGACGCCGAGGGCCUGUCCUCCCGCCUCAGCGGCACCCUCAGCUUCACCAGCGCCGAGGACGAAGAGGAGGAGGACGACGAGGACGAUGGAGAGAUUGGCCCCGACCCGCUGCCGGCCGGGGACGGGGCGUCGGGGGAAGAUGCAGAACGAAGCCCCCCACCUGAUGGGCAGCGGGGCAGUCAGCCCCUCACAAGGCAGUUGCAGGAUUUCUGGAAGAAGUCCCGGAACACCCUGGUUCCCCAGCGUUUGCUCUUCGAGGUGACCAGCGCCAACGUGGUCAAGGACCCGCCCUCCAAGUACGUGCUCUACACCCUCGCCGUGAUGGGUCCAGGGCCACCUGAUCGCCAGCCAGCCCAGAUCUCUCGCCGCUACUCGGACUUUGAACGGUUGCACCGAAACCUGCAGCGACAGUUCCGGGGCCCCAUGGCUGCCAUCUCCUUCCCCCGGAAGCGCCUGCGCCGGAAUUUUACCGCGGAGACCAUCGCCCGCCGCAGCCGGGCCUUCGAGCAGUUUUUGAGCCACCUGCAGGCAGUGCCUGAGCUGCGCCAUGCCCCGGACCUGCAGGACUUCUUCGUGCUGCCUGAGCUGCGACGGGCACAGAGCCUCACCUGCACUGGCCUCUAUCGUGAGGCUCUGGCACUCUGGGCCAAUGCCUGGCAGCUGCAGACCCAGCUAGGCACCCCCUCGGGCCCAGACCGCCCUCUGCUGACCCUGGCUGGGCUGGCUGUGUGCCACCAGGAGCUGGAGGACCCUGGGGAGGCCCGGGCGUGCUGUGAGAGAGCCUUGCAACUGCUGGGGGAUAAGAACCCCCACCCUCUGCUGGCACCCUUUCUGGAGGCCCACGUGCGGCUCUCCUGGCGCCUGGGCCUGGACAAACGCCAAUCAGAGGCCCGCCUCCAGGCCCUGCAGGAAGCAGGUCUGACCCCCACGCCACCCCCCAGUCUCAAAGAAUUGCUCAUCAAGGAGGUACUGGACUAGA